AUGUUUGCCCCGGGGGACCCUGAGAGUCCCUACAGCUGGUCCCGCUUAAAGAGGCGGUACAUCACAGCCAUAUCUGGGCUCUUGUCUAUCAAUGCGACAUUCGCAAGUUCUAUACCUGCUGGCAUCGUCCUCCAGAUGGAAGAGAAGUUUGGCUUCGGCAGCGAGGUCGCGACGCUCACGAUUUCGAUCUUCGUCGCCGGCUACUGUGUCUGUCCGCUUCUCUGGGGGCCACUGCCUGAGCGGUACGGCCGCAGGGGUCCGCUCAUAAUCUCUUUCAACACGGCAAGCAUCGUCGUCUUCCGCUUCCUCAGCCGAAACUUCGCCGCGUCUGGUCUCAUCGUCAGCACCACCGUGAUAGCUGACAUCUUGGAUGCGAGGGCUAGGGGGAAGGCCUUCUCUGUCAUCACCUUGGCUCCGUCUGCUGGGCCGUCCCUGGCACCCAUAGUCAGCGGCUUCAUUGCAAAGGAGUCCGUACAGAAGACCGUUGGAACGCCUUUUGCCCUGAUGACCAGAGAGCCUAUACUCGUCGCCCUGACGAUCUACAUGAGCGCAUUUGUCUAUCUCCUCUUCGAGGCCUACCCAAUCGUCUUUGCCAUCGGACACCACAUGAACGCAGGGAUCUUGGGACUCAUGUUCCUCCCCAUCUUCCUCGGGGGCACGUUCGUCGUCCUCAGCUACCUGAUGUUGUGGAAACCACGCUACGAGCGACUCGCAGUACAGCACGCCCCGAGCCCCGUCCGGCCCGAGUUCCACCUCGAGCAGGCGAUAUGUGUCGCGCCGCUCUUCGCGACCGCCUUCUUCUGGUUCGGCUGGACGUCGUACCCGCACAUUUAUCUCUCCUUCGCCGCGUCCGCGCUCGCCGCCAACACCGUCGUCCGCUCCCUCUUCGGCGCGGGCUUCCCGCUCUUCGCGACCCAGAUGUACGACGCGCUCGACCCGCGCUGGGCGUCGACCCUCCUCGGCUUCGUCGCCCUCGCCCUGAUGCCCAUCCCGUUUGUGCUAUUCCGCUUCGGCCCCGCGCUGGGCGAGCGGUCGCGGUAUGCGCCGAAACAACCCUCAAUGGCUGCAAAGCCCGCGACGGGACCUCGGGCUGUUUAA
Phanerochaete carnosa HHB-10118-sp is the source of this 1098-nucleotide messenger RNA. RefSeq lists its product as uncharacterized. Lineage: Eukaryota; Fungi; Basidiomycota; Agaricomycetes; Polyporales; Phanerochaetaceae. The coding region runs from base 1 to 1098 and encodes 365 amino acids. Gene Ontology annotation, biological process: transmembrane transport. Gene Ontology annotation, molecular function: transmembrane transporter activity. The transcript has 6 exons. The record is from RefSeq and is a predicted model, not a curated record.